UCAUUCACGUGUGUAUUAAAACAAAGCGUGAAUUUCAAUGACAAUUUUAUUAUUAAUUUCUCAAAAGACGACCUAUAUUAAAAAAAGUAUCGAAAGUGUAUUUAAGCAGCUAUGUAAGUCGUUAUUUUUACUACAGUUGUAGGAGCAGAAACAUGUUGUUGAAGUUUGCAAGUGUAUUGUUGAUCGCUUUAGUGCUCAUCAACAUGAGUCAGAGCAAAUCUUUGGAUGACGUUUGCUCGCUUCCUAAAGAUGUGGGUCCUUGCAGAGCAAGAUUAGUUCGUUGGUAUUACGAUAGAAAGACAAAAUCAUGCGAAGAGUUCGAUUACGGUGGAUGUCACGGAAAUGAUAAUAAUUUCAAGACACUGCGUGAUUGCAGAAAGACUUGUGGUUGAAUCGAUAAGUUCUUGAAUGGAAAAU
This is a messenger RNA of Drosophila nasuta, 417 nucleotides long. RefSeq names its product kappaPI-actitoxin-Avd3a. Bases 153 to 392 code for a protein of 79 amino acids. Gene Ontology annotation, molecular function: serine-type endopeptidase inhibitor activity. The transcript has 2 exons. Lineage: Eukaryota; Metazoa; Arthropoda; Insecta; Diptera; Drosophilidae. The record is from RefSeq and is a predicted model, not a curated record.